AUGCCCUUCCCCAACAGGUCUGACCUCAGCCCAUCCUCCUUCAUCUUGGCCAGCAUCCCGGGGCUGGAGGCUGACCAUUUCUGGAUGGCGAUCCUUCUGUGCUCCAUGUACAUCUUGGCAGUCACAGGCAACUGCGCGGUGCUGUUCAUUGUGAAGACAGAGCCCAGCCUGCACGCUCCCAUGUACUUCUUUCUCUGCAUGCUGGCUGCCAUCGACCUGGCCUUGUCCACGUCCACAGUGCCACGUGUUCUCUCCUUCUACUGGUUCAACACCAGAGAGAUCAGCUUCGGCGCUUGCCUUGUCCAGAUGUUCCUCAUCCACACCCUCUCGGCCAUCGAGUCCACUGUCCUCCUGGCCAUGGCCGUGGACCGGUACGUGGCCAUCUGCCACCCGCUGAGACACGCUGCCAUCCUCACCAACGCUGUGACAGUGAAAAUAGGGCUGGUAGCCAUGGCCAGGGGAGUUCUUUUCUUCCUGCCUUUGCCUUUGCUCCUCCUGCCCCUUCCAUUCUGCAGCUCCCGGGUGCUGUCACACUCCUUCUGCCUCCACCAGGAUGUGAUGAACCUGGCCUGCGCCAACACCACCCCUAGUGUGGUGUAUGGCCUCACCGCCAUCCUGCUGGUCAUGGGGCUGGAUGCCAUCCUCAUCUGCCUCUCCUACAUCCUGAUCCUCAAGGCUGUCUUGCGGCUAGCAUCGUGGAAGGAGAGGCUUAAGGUGUUCAGCACCUGCAUUGCCCAUAUCUGUGUGGUCCUAGCCUUCUACGUGCCCUUGAUUGGGCUGUCCGUGGUGCACAGGUUUGGGAAGGAUCUGGCUCCAUUGGUCCAUAUCAUCAUGGGGAACAUCUACAUCCUGGUGCCUGCUGUGCUCAACCCCAUCAUCUAUGGGGUGAGGACCAAACAGAUACAGAGGAGGAUCCUGAAUUUAAUUCAUAUAUACAAUGACAGAACUGCCCAGUGA
Molecule: messenger RNA, 957 nt
Organism: Pygoscelis adeliae (Adelie penguin)
Lineage: Eukaryota; Metazoa; Chordata; Aves; Sphenisciformes; Spheniscidae
Product: olfactory receptor 51E2-like
Exons: 1
Coding region: 1-957 (318 amino acids)
Biological process (GO): G protein-coupled receptor signaling pathway
Cellular component (GO): membrane
Molecular function (GO): G protein-coupled receptor activity; olfactory receptor activity
Source: RefSeq, a predicted model, not a curated record